This is a messenger RNA of Microthlaspi erraticum, 483 nucleotides long. Lineage: Eukaryota; Viridiplantae; Streptophyta; Magnoliopsida; Brassicales; Brassicaceae. The record is from the annotation of a GenBank genome assembly.
AUGCAAAAGUCCAUGGACAAGAUGGUGAGCAAGAUCAAAAGUUUGGAGAAGAAGGUUUCUGGUUCUUCAAGCAAGAAGAAGUCCAAGGCCCCCACAUUCCCUAGGAGUAGUCACUCCUCACCACCCAAAGAGGCUCCCUGCCCAAGAGCCUCACAGAGCCUCUUCUUUCGAGCCAAGGGAAGGAGAGACAACACGCAGAGAAGGAGGAAGAGUUCUAAGGCCAGACGCUCCAGCUCGACCACCGGACUCGAUCGAGUCCAAACAGAGGAAACUCAACUCGAUCGAGCUGACGGUCGAGUUGACCUGGGAGCCUGUUUGAGAACCCUGGGAUUCGAGUACGAUCAACCCAGUACCAGGACUUCUCUCAGAGCUGGACUCCCUACAACCGCUUCGAGCGAGCACAACUCCACCAAGGCCAAGGAAGCCACACCCACUUUGAAGAUGAAGAAGAAGAGGAGAGGAGCCACAAGCUCGAUCGAGUGA